Micropterus dolomieu (smallmouth bass) is the source of this 1632-nucleotide messenger RNA. It is a transcript of the gene creg1, whose product is annotated as cellular repressor of E1A-stimulated genes 1. The transcript has 6 exons. The record is from RefSeq and is a predicted model, not a curated record. The coding region runs from base 73 to 690 and encodes 205 amino acids. NCBI's taxonomy places the organism in Eukaryota, Metazoa, Chordata, Actinopteri, Centrarchiformes, Centrarchidae.
GAUCUCCGUGUGUUGUUUAUAAACCGUCCGCCUCUCUCGGCACCGACUGUCCUCCAGACUCUGAACCCGACAAUGAGCGCUCUUCGGCGGGCUGCGUGUGUCCUCUUCCUCGGCGUCCUCUGGGCCUCCCUCUCCCCGUCCUCCUCCUGCCGGCUCCGGAUCCCGCCUCACGACCAGGUGGCCCAGGUCGCCCGCUUCGUCGCGCACCAGUGUGACUGGGCCUCCAUGGCCACCAUCUCCACCCACAAGCCGGUGGUGGGGCAGCCGUUCUCCAACGCCUUCUCGGUCAGCGACGGGCCGGAGGGCUCCAGCUCCGGGGUGCCCUACAUGUACCUGACCCGCAUGGAGAUCUCCGUGCAGGACCUGGAGGUGAACCCUCAGGCGUCUCUGUCCAUGUCUCUGGCUCAGACUGAGUACUGCAGACAGCAGGGCUUCGACCCUCAGAGUCCUCUCUGCGCUCACAUCAUCCUGUCUGGAUCUGUGAUGGAGGUGAACGGGACGGAGGCGGAGUUCGCUAAGAAAGCUCUGUUCAGUCGACACCCGGAGAUGAUCGACUGGCCGUCUGACCACAACUGGUUCUUCGCAAAGUUCAACAUCACACAGGUGUGGGUGUUGGAUUAUUUUGGCGGGGUGAAGACCGUCACACCGGAGGAAUACUUCCAGGCAGCGCCGCACAGGAAGCACCACUAACGGAGGCCGAUGGUAAAGCGGGGUCGACCUGUGAGAUGUGCUGCAGGAAGCCAGCUGCAGUGUUGGUGUUUGGCCACUAGAGGGAGCUGCUGAGUUUCUAAUCAAAGACAAAACAGAAAGGAGUCAAAAAUACAAUUCAGUUGUUUUCAUAUUUUUACUGCAGAGAUGACUGAAUAAGAAUAUAAAACUAUAGUAACUACGUGUAAACUUCUGUCUUUAAUAGACUUUAAACGUUAUGUUAAAGUCACCAAAAUUGAAAACUUAAUCUUAAAGUUGUAAAAAAAUGUUCCUCUGUACCUAUUUUAUAUUUUGAUGUAACAGAAAACACUUUAAAUUGAAGGUGUUUCUCUUUUUCUUGCUUUGGUUUGGUUUCGUGGCUGCGUGCAGCUCAACACACCAAACUCCAUUUAGUAAAACUAAGAUUUAAGGUGUGUGAUUUUAUAGGAUUUGCACUAGAAAGCAACAGCAACAAGCUGCACUUUAUAACUUUGUCAUGGAUGACGAGAGUGAACAGAAAUAUUCAGAAAGAUAUUUGAUUACAGGAGUAUUAUGAGAAAAUGUUGAUCUACAGAUGCCAUUAAUAAAGCUUAUAACUAUUUCUACAAAACAGCUUUUACUACAAGAGAAGUGAAAAGUUAUUUUAAUGACUACAUCGCCCUUUUCAGGCCGGUGAGCCGGUGAUCUUGAAUGUUUCUUCUCACUUCUGAAAGCAGAUCAGUAACUUUAAUCACAACUUCUAAAGUCGAAUGAAUCUGUUGCAUGUGUGAUGCCUUAAACUUUGUUUUACUUCAGUAACUUUACAAUAAUCAGCUUUUUCAUGCUGGUGGAAAAUAUAUGCUUUCACAACAUCAUAAGAAGACUCUGCUGUGAAAUUGUAUUUUUUUAAAAAGGAAUAUAAACUGGUGAUUUGUAUGAAUAAAGUUUGUGCUUACAACACAAAAA